Messenger RNA from Syngnathoides biaculeatus (alligator pipefish), 2019 nucleotides. RefSeq names its product general transcription factor II-I repeat domain-containing protein 2-like. The record is from RefSeq and is a predicted model, not a curated record. NCBI's taxonomy places the organism in Eukaryota, Metazoa, Chordata, Actinopteri, Syngnathiformes, Syngnathidae. The transcript has 2 exons. The coding region runs from base 481 to 1923 and encodes 480 amino acids.
UAUUUUUCAUUUCACCAGAAGAUGGCAGUAGCCCUGUGGCCGCACUCUGGCCGCCGCGACCCUUGACCUUGCGUGAUCGUUUCAGCCCAGCCCAUUUCUAACAUGGCGUCUGUAAACAAAAAAAAGGAAAGUUGACCGCGAGGGCCGCCGCUUCCAGGACAAGUGGAAAUUUGAGUAUUUUUUCACUGAAAUACGAAACAACUGUGUCUGCCUAAUUUGCCAAGAGACUGUGGCUGUUUUCGAGGAAUUCAACAUCAAGAGGCACUACCAGACGAAACAUGCUAGCUACGACAAGCUAACUGGGAACAAACGCGGUGAAAAAGUGAACAACUGGAAGCUGUUUUAACGGCACAGCAAAGCUUUUUCACAAGAGUCCGUGAGUCAAAUGAAAAUGCCACAAAGGCAAGCUACGAAGUGGCAACGCUGAUUGCAAAGCACUGCAAACCUUUCACUGAGGGUGAAUUUAUUAAAGACUGUGUAAUGAAAAUGGUUGAGAAAAUUUGUCCCGCGAAGAAGCAAGAGUUUGCCAAUAUUUGCCUGGCUCGUAAUACUGUGGUACGGAGAAUUGAAGACGUUUCAUUAGAUAUUAAGAGACAGUUAGAGGCAAAAGGAACUGAGUUUGACUCUUUCUCGUUAGCGUGCGAUGAAAGCACGGAUGCGUCCGACACCGCUCAGUUACUGAUCUUUUUAAGAGGAGUGGACAAUGACAUGAACGUGAGUGAAGAGCUUCUGGACCUCCAGAGUCUGAAGGGCCAAACAAGAGGAACGGAUUUAUUUGUUUCUGUUUGUUCCACCGUAGAUGACAUGAAACUACAGUGGAAUAAAGUCACCGGGAUUAUUACGGACGGCGCACCUGCCGUGGCUGGCGAGCGGAGUGGAUUAUCAAGCCUUGUCUGUAACAAAUUCAGCGAAGAAGGAGGCAGCGCUAUUAAACUCCACUGUAUUAUUCAUCAAGAAGUUCUCUGUGCCAAAUAUAUGAAAUAUGAUAAUAUUAUGAAACCGGUGAUAAAGACUAUUAAUUAUAUUCGCUCCAAAGCGCUGUGCCACCGCCAGUUUCAACAGUUUCUUCUCGACAUCCAGGCUGAAUACGGAGAUGUUUUGUAUCACACCGACGUAAGGUGGCUCAGUCGGGGGUCUGCGCUGCAGCGCUUCUUCUCUCUCAGGGAGGAAAUUGGACAAUUCUUGACUAAAAAGGGACAACCCAUGCCACAAUUAAAUGAUCCUGUUUGGCUGGCUGAUUUGGGAUUUUUAGUUGACAUAACGCGACAUCUGAAUGCGCUGAACACAAGCCUUCAAGGGCAAAAUGCAGUGGUAAGCCAACUGUAUUCACACAUCAAAGCCUUUCGGACCAAGCUGCUACUUUUCCAAAGACACCUGUCACAGGCGCAGCCCAAUACCGCACAUUUCCCGUCGCUGCAGGAAAUUGUGACCAGUUUCCCACAGAUCAAUAUCAGUGCGCAAAUGACAAAGUAUGCAGCAGACAUCUCAUCUCUGGUUGAGGAGUUUCAGCAGCGCUUUCGGGACUUUGCAGCUAUUGAAAAGGAGAUCACGCUUUUUUCCUCUCCUUUCUCCGUGGACCCUGAUGACGCUCCAGACCACCUGCAACUGGAGCUCAUUGAGCUGCAGUGUGACGCCGAGCAUCGCAGUCGGCACCAACAGCUCCCUCUUGUCAACUUCUACCGCCAGCUGGAUGAAGGCAGGUUCCAAGCAAUUCGGACAUUUGCUAAGAAAAUGCUGAGCUUGUUUGGCUCCACAUACAUGUGCGAGAAGACAUUCUCCGUUAUGAACAUUAACAAGAGCCGCAUGAGGACGAGACUGAGUGACUCUCACCUGCGUGACGUCUUGCGCAUCAGAACCACUGCUCUUGAGCCAGACAUGGACUACAUACUGCAGUCAAGAUCCCAGUAUCACCCUUCACAUUAGUGCAGGUGCAGGCAGCCGAGACUGGAUGUCACGCAGAGGACGCUCCACCGCGACUAUGGACUGGUCCUCCAGCAGGGUCAAACUCAAGAGGGGCUG